Messenger RNA from Umbelopsis ramanniana AG, 1184 nucleotides. RefSeq lists its product as uncharacterized. NCBI's taxonomy places the organism in Eukaryota, Fungi, Mucoromycota, Umbelopsidomycetes, Umbelopsidales, Umbelopsidaceae. The transcript is spliced from 7 exons. The coding region runs from base 11 to 1039 and encodes 342 amino acids. The record is from RefSeq and is a predicted model, not a curated record. Gene Ontology annotation, cellular component: cytoplasm. Gene Ontology annotation, molecular function: GTPase activity.
UGUCGACUAAAUGCCAUUCGGACAGCUUGUAGUUGGUCCGCCAGGAUCUGGAAAAACAACUUAUUGUUGGGGAGCAUACCAGUUUUUGACGGCAAUUGGAAGAAAAGUCUCUAUAGUAAAUAUUGACCCAGCAAACGAUCAUAUACCAUACCCAUGUGCUGUCAACAUAGCAGACUUGAUCACACUGGACGAUGUGAUGGAUGAAUUCGGCUUAGGGCCCAACGGAGGAAUGAUGUACUGCAUGGAAUACCUAGAAAAGAAUCUCGAUUGGUUGAUUGAAAAGUUGAAGCCGUUGAAGGACGAUUACAUUUUAUUUGACUUUCCUGGACAAGUCGAGCUGUUUACUCAUCAUAAUUCGGUGAAGAACAUUUUAGAGCAACUGCAGAAGAUAAAUUAUCGGCUUGUGACUGUUCACUUAGUGGAUGCCCAUUACUGCACGGAUCCUGCGAAAUUCAUCUCCGUAUUACUGUUAUCAUUGAAGACUAUGCUCCAGCUUGAACUUCCGCAUGUCAAUGUUCUUUCUAAGGUUGAUCUAAUAGAAACAUAUGGGAAACUAAAUUUUUCACUCGAAUACUACACUGAAGUCAUGGAUUUGAGUUAUCUUCUGGAAAGCUUGAAUGCUGAUGCUUUUGGUAAGAAAUAUCAAAGCUUAAACAAGGCACUUUGUGAACUGAUCGAGGAUUUCAGUUUGGUUGGAUUCUACACACUCUGUGUUGAGGAAAAAGAUUCCAUGGCAAAAUUACAACAAGUAAUCGACAAAGCUGGCGGCUUUGUCUUUGGUGCGCUAACAGAGGGCAAUGAAAGCAUUAUGCUAACAGCCAUGAAGAGUGGGAACUGGCAACAUGAAGACGUCCGAGAUGUUCAAGAAAAAUGGAUUGACAACGAUAAUAAUGCGGAUGAAGAUACUGAAAAUGAGGCUCUUCAAGGAAACAUUGGAGGCAUGGGUGGCAUCAUCAACCGGGCUGUCGAUAAGCGAAGCAACCGAUUCGGAGCCUCUAAGGAGUUCACUGAAAAUGAUGUUCCACGCCGAAUCAUGUAGUAACGUUCAAUCUAAUAUCUAUUCAACGGCAUUCCACUCUAAACUUCUAGAAUACAAAGCAUGUACAUAAAUUUCCAGUUUCAAAUGUUGAGACGGAAAAGAAAAAAAAAAUAGCGCAAUAAAAUACGUCUUAUUCACACUGAUA